Molecule: messenger RNA, 1768 nt
Organism: Aphis gossypii (cotton aphid)
Lineage: Eukaryota; Metazoa; Arthropoda; Insecta; Hemiptera; Aphididae
Exons: 6
Coding region: 468-1625 (385 amino acids)
Source: RefSeq, a predicted model, not a curated record
UAUCGACAUCGUGUGUCGGUAGUGUCGGUAGUCGGUAUAUUUUGAAAAAUUUAUGCUAUGCCCUUACCACACUACCACAGAUGUAUAAAAACAACUUGUUUUGGCCCUUACCUAAUCGUCCUAAUCUACCUGCCCGGUGUCUCGUAAGUCAUAAGUUCUCACUUUACAAUUUACACUUUACAUCGUGUUUCUUGACUUGUUUCGUCUAUAAGAUAUUAAAUGUAAUAAAUGUAUACCUACAGUGAAAUUAUCGAAAUAACUUUUAUUUAGUUAAUAUUAUUCGUUUAAUUAAAUUUUUCAUAAAAAAAAUACAUAAAAGUGACUUCUAAUCAACUAUUUGUUCAAAAUUUAUAAAUUUUUCAAUCGUCAUUCUUGUAUUUACUUAAUCUAUACUACAUUUAUGAAUGUCUACUAUUAAUUUUAAAUUAUAUUAAAUACACAAGUAAUUGGAGUAUUUUUUUUUAAAAAUGCGUAUUAAAUUAAACCUUUUGCAACUGACACCAGAUAGGAGUCCAGCCGUUUACUGGCUCUAUGUAGACAAGUCUUGUAUUACAUCAAUAAAACAACUUAAAGAAAAAGUACAAAAAGUGUUAAACGAACUUCGUGAUAUAGAAUUAUGUUACGAUAAUGUACCAUUUCUGGAUGAAGAUGAUAUCAAUGCAAUUAAUGCUAAUGAAGAAAUAGCGGUUAUAGUGAAAAAAAGUAAAAAUAUUCAUCAUGAACCAAAAUAUACUCAAGCCGAAUCAAAUAUUAUAGAUGUUGAUAUGGUUCCUAAUAUUGCCAAUGGAGUUUUGUCCCUUUAUCGUGAAGUAAUUGAAGAACCCAAUAAUGAUAUUGAAAAUUCAACUUCAUCUACACUAUUAAAAAAUCCUAAGAAAAGAAUACGCAAGAGAACACAUAAAAAAAAUAAAAAAAAUAUUGAACCUGUUGAAAAUGAUUAUGUGGGUACUUUAUCUGAGACUUCUAUUGUAUCCUCAAAGGAAGUUUGUAAAAUGCACAAACGUUUUAAAUUAGAUAAUGCAGAAAACCUUCAAGAAGAUAGUUCUCCUUCCAUACAAUCUGAAGAAGAAAAACUUGAAGUAACAAGAGAAGUUUUUCGUUGUGAUUCAUUAGCGACUCCAACUCUCAAUUCCAAAGAACAAAAAAGUAUAAGUCUUCCUAUUUGGAAAAAUGAAAACCAAUUAAAUAUUAAAUUCCAUAAAGUUCCAGUAUUUGUACGUGGUCAAAAAUGUACACCUAUAACUUCUACACAAAAUAAUAGUUAUACUGAAAAUGAAAACAAUAAAUCUAGUGAUAGCAUUACAAGUGAAAUUUGUGAUAUGUUAGUAGUGGAUUGGAAGAACAUGUCUCAGAUAAAAAUAACAAAUAUUACUGAGUUACAAAUUUCUGAUUUAUUACAAUUCAAAAUUAUGUCCAUGAAUGAAUGUGGUGAACCGCAUUUAUCAUCAGUUAUAACUGCACGUCUAGAUCACAUUUAUAAAUGUACAUUACAUAUUCAAGUACUUUCUGGUAUAAAAGAAUUUAUGACAAUUAAUCCAAAAUUCAAAAUGGAUGAGGAAGAAGAUAUUGGAACUCAACGUGAAGUCGAAUUUGAUGAUCUAUUUGAAAUUUAUAAACUUGUUUAAUCUGUUGCUUGUUUUUAUUUGUAUAAUGUUAUUAUCAACUUCUAAGUGAAUUGUACAUGUUUUAUAUAAAUUGAUAUAAUAUUAUAAUAAAUAAUGUUCUUUAUUUUUAACUAUAAAUAGUAUAAAAAGAUUUUUAUUUUUUA